This is a messenger RNA of Magallana angulata, 3241 nucleotides long. Its product is annotated as receptor for retinol uptake stra6-like. The transcript is spliced from 19 exons. NCBI's taxonomy places the organism in Eukaryota, Metazoa, Mollusca, Bivalvia, Ostreida, Ostreidae. Bases 466 to 2472 code for a protein of 668 amino acids. Gene Ontology annotation, cellular component: plasma membrane. Gene Ontology annotation, molecular function: signaling receptor activity; retinol transmembrane transporter activity. Gene Ontology annotation, biological process: vitamin A import into cell. The record is from RefSeq and is a predicted model, not a curated record.
AAGGGCUCGAGUCAUAUAUGGUGUCGCGAUUUUGAUUCAUUUAAUUGUUCGAUCCCUUUUCCAUCUCUCUAUCCGUUUUCAUAUAGAUCACAGCGUGUACUUAGAUGACUUCUUUUUGAAUGUACAUGUAUAACAAAAAUCAACCUCUUAAGAGGUAUUAAUAAAGAGCCCCCAUGCACUGGUUCAUACUUAUCAAAGUACAAGUACCUCCAGUGAAUUAAAGCACCCACGGUUUCCUAUUGUGAUGAGAGCGGAUGAUCUUUUGAAGUGAUCAGAAUUCGUCACCGUAUCUUAGUCGGAAAACCGGCCCAGGAGUAAAUUUAUUGUUUACAACUUAGCAAUGCCCAUCAAUAUAUACUGUCCGAUACAUAAAAACUAAAGAGAGAGAGAGAGAGAACUAGAGGGAGAGAGACAGACAAACAGACACAGGUUUCAGACCGAGUUUGAAAACAGUCUUUUCUGGAAAUGAAUACAAGUAUCACAAACAGCAGUGUGGACACCAGGUAUUACUACGCCUCAGAAGUGGCCAGGAACCUUCGCAAGGCUUUCCUGAAAGCGUGGAAAGAUGAAUUUACCAAAAAAAAAGACUGCGAGGAGCCCAUCGAUCGACAGAAUAUGUACGUCUUUCUGCUGGUUCCUGCUGUUUUGGUGGUCGCUGUUUUAUUCCUAUCAAAACUAGAAAUCAUUCAAAGGAUAUUACACGGAAAAAAUGUAACGAGGAAACCUAAGGAAGCGUUCGGUUCGGACCGCUUUUCGUUUGCCGCUACAUUCGGUGCACUGACUUUUCUGUGUUUUGAGAUAGCCGUCAAAAGGCGCUAUGUUAUACGUACCGCUAACAACGGCCCAUUCAGCGUUCAAAUACUGGGAGCCGUUGUUUCUAUCAUCGUUUACUCCAUGGAUUAUUUCCCUUUACUGGUCGCUCUGGCGGACAAAACAUCGGUGGGGGAUUUAUUAGGGACACUUUACAUUUGGACAAUGACGUCACUGUACAUCAUUCAAAGACUUGGGUGUUACGGUGAUGAGGGAAAGCGGAUGGGGUUAUUCAUACAAAAUAUCCCCAUCUUCAUGUGUAUGGUGUUUUUGUGCGUGAGUUUUCCCGCCAGGCUGAUCCGGUCAGUUCGUAAGCUGAUGGCGCGAGUUGUCGGGUCAUUUGUGGAAUUCUCGGCCCAGGAGAUCGACAGAAUCAAAGAGACGCCCCAGGGUCGAUACGUACAGGGUCUGCUUAGGAAGAAAUUGUCCUCAAGGAACCAAUCCAAGAGCGAGCCUGACAACGUUUUUCAGGAAUUCCUGAAAGAAUAUCUUCAGAAAGUUAAGGUUCAACUCACUUACAAAAAACUUCCAGACUUCCGGUACUCUCUCCGAAUGAUGUGCGUGGUGGUCGUCGGGAUUCUUCUCAUCUACAUGAUAUCGGCCGAAGUUCUUUUAGUACUGGUUCCACUCCUCUCUAACAUAUUAUCCCAGAUCUGGAAGACGAUCGCACUAAUUGACGAAAUCAAGGAAGCUGAGAGCAUCAGCACAAACUUCACCGUCGCCGUUCUGUUUGUAACCUGGGACGUCGCGACAGCCAUUCAGGUCUGUUCCAUCCUGUCCGUCUCUCUAGGCUUUUGUAUAGGACUUAUGAACAUCAUCCACACUUUGACCUCAUACAGACAGUAUUUGAUGGAGCUAUACCGGGGUGACAAUUCGCACAUUCCCAAACGCAAAGAUCAAAACAACACAGACAUUUUGGUUGGUAGCAUGCGGUUUGCAGGGUACCAGAUAGGAUUCAUAAUUUUUGCGUACAUGAUGCAGAUUACGCUUUUGUUUCUCUCUUCCUUCGGAAUAUCCUUGGUGUUCAUCAUAAUAAAGUACAAACGUGAGGGCCCAUUUAUAGCCAUCUUCAAAAAGAUAUGGCCUAUGAUCGUAUUCUCGUUCCUGGUCUGGAUUCUACAGAUCCUGACAGCCAGAUUCGUCUUCCUGCAGAAUAGGGGCAGAGUUAUGGCCAUACAAAACAAACAAGGCUACCAUUUGUUCCUGUACUUUACGUUUAUCCUGGACAUCAUUAUCGGGUCCAUGCGAUGUCCCUACCGCCUCCUGAAGGCCGUCACCCUGGGGGCACUGACCCUGGCCAGACUGGACCACAGCUCUCUGUCCCGGGAGUUCGAGACUCUGGAUACAGGUUUUCGAGCUUAUGUGGGAUUUCUUCAUUUUGAAAAUGUGACGUCACAUCCGGUUCUGUUAACUUUUGUGCGUCUGCUCCUUGCCAGACCCAGUGGAUUCGAACCAAAAUGGAGAAAAAUGAAAUUGAGCUUAAAAGCAUCCGUUGCUCAGGGAGAAGUUCAUAUUGCAGAACUUGGAAAUGCAUUCUGGAAGGACAACCAAAUGUCAAAGAAGGCCUUAGCUAGACACCGCUGGCAUCUGGUCUACACGCUAAUGAAAAACCCCCAGUUACAAUUUCUCCGAAGGACUACCAAUGAUUGGCUAGAAGACUAACAUUUAACAAGCAGUACCUGUUCUUUCUUGUGUAGUGCAAGACUUUGUCAUGCACAAUUAUCAUAAUUAUACAACAUGUGUGAAUAUUUUGAUAUCCAAUAAUGAAAACGACGUUUUCUAGACAUGUACAAGUCUUUUACAAUUCCAUUAUGGUGUGAAGGCAUGUUCUAUAAGAAUGUCCUUUCUAAAUCGUCUUGGCAAGAGGACUAGUGUCUAUAGGGUACGACAACAAACAAGUGCAAGCAUUUCAAAUUUCUUGAUAGGAAUUAUUUUGAUGAGAAUACAUUUAGUAAAAUGUUUUAUAGAUGUACUAAUAGUUACCUUCAGGCACACUGGGCUAUUUUACAAGCUCUUGUUAGAGCAUCAUUUGAUAUUUACUGAAACGCUCUUUAUCUGCGUUUAAAUUAGGUAAGGUUUGUCCGUGAGGUAAAUUCUCAAAGGGAAAUAACUCGGAAAAUUUAUGAACAAUGGAUACAUUGGAACCAUUCUCUUGCAAGAAGGUUAGUUACGCAAGCGAAUGAAGCAUAGCGGAAACACAAUUCUGAAAAGGAAAUGGGAUUGAACGCACGAAGUGCUAUACAUAAUUAUUUGUGAAGCUACUGCAAUAGAUUUUUAAAUUCAUUUCAUGUACAUAACUUGAAUCAUGUUCACUGUUUGUUCAUAGAUUGUAAAUAAACCAUUAGCACUAACCAACAAGUGUCUAUACAAAGAAGAGAUUCUUCUAACAACCAAAAAACGUUACAAAUAAAAUAACAUCCUCAAAAUCCAA